UUUGAAUUUAAGCAAAAUGUAAGCUUGCAUAAUUGCAAGUGAACACUACAUUGGUGCAAUCGUCGUUACAAUUGCAUAUUCAAUAAUGAAUACCAUGUAUAAUUUGCAAUUGACCAAGUAUUAUUCGACCUAGAUACUAGGGCUGGCUAUUUGGUCCGGGCUAUUUGGGUUUACCCGAAACCGGAGAGUAUAAUCCGCACAGAGACCAGACCGGACCCGGAUAGCAAACAAUCCAAUCUAAUCUUCGGGCUUAGAUUUGAGGUAAAAAACCAUUUGGGACCAGAUCGGAAACCAGGUAAAGACCGAAUAAGAGAGCCCAACACCAAAAAUUUAACCAACUCAUCACCCUUUGAGUCCUCAGUCCACUCAAAUCCCCACAAGCUCAAUCUAAAAUCAAGACCAAAUUGGGACCGGACCAGGUCAAGACCGAACUGUAUCCAAUUCAAUCUUUGGUCCUUAUAUUGGGACCAGAUCAAUUCAUGCCAAUUUAACCGGAUCGGACCGUAUAGCCACUUCUACUGUAUACGCAGUAAAGUCUAAAUAAAACAAAAGGGACAAAAAGAUUUAGUUUGUUAAAAUUUUUUUUUUUGGUUAACGAUUCUGUUGGUGCAAAACGCAACAGCUUUUGCCUUUGGAUCUGAUAAAUCCGUUAUUUAAAUUUUACUGUUAAUCAUUAAUUAAUUAAUCUCUUAAUUCGCUGCUUAUUAUUCUCUCUCUCUCCCCCCUGCUGUGUGUUUUCUUUAACACCGAGGAGGGCCAAGAUAGCCUGCAACAAGCAACAACAAAAAAGCGCUCUCUUUCUCUCUCCCUUCACUUGGUUCAUCUCUGCGAUUUCUCCAUCCCUCCACUCUCUCCAACUAACUACCUCUCCAAAACUGGUAACUUUCUUCCUUUCCCUGAAAAACCCUAGUUCCCAUUUCCUCCCAUUCUCCCAGUCAUUCUGAUUCUGUCGUCGUGUCUCUUUCAUUCACAAAUGCCGGAAGGCUGAAGCUCUUUUUUCAUCCUGUUUCUGGUUUUGGGUGAUCGUAGUUUUGUUCGUUCGUUGUGCCCAUCCGGAUUUUCUGCUUAGUGAUCGGUAUUUGAUCCGAUCUUGCUUGGGUUUCUUCUUCUUUACCUCUCUCGAGAUCUAUACUGAAGCUAAGAAUGGAAAGUUUGAUUGCAUUUCUUUGGCAGAAUUUGAUUGGAUAGUUAUUAUGGGUGGAUAGAAAAAGCGGGGUAGAGGUUUUUUUGGAUUGCUUCAUUUAAUUGCCUUUCUUUCUGUUUGAUUUCAGGGUUUUCUUUUGGGGUUGAAAAACGGCCCAAAGAAAAACCAAAAAUGGCCGUUAGUCACUGCCACUUAUGCGGAGAAUUUGGUUGUUUUUAUUCUGUUUUUGACCUUUCUUCUGCUCCGCAGGUUGAUCUGAAUUUGGUUAAGUCGCGGGGCGCGUUGAUGGACAUCUGUUGUUGAUUCUGGUUCCAAUUCUUCAUAUUGAUCAAGGAGCUUGUUUUGGCAUUUAGUGUCGGGAAUUGGAUUUAAAUCCAAUUCAAUUUUCUCUCAGUUGUUGUGGAAGCUUACAGUGGAAAUCUGAAGAUCCUAAAUCGAGUGGCUUGCUGCCUCUCUGGUAACUGUGGACUCUGCUUCUCCCUUUCAUGCUUGCUGGGAUAGUUCGUGCUCAUGGUGACAUAUACACAAGCUUGUAUGUAAUAAUUCGUGACGGUUUUCCCUGCUCUUGGAGUUUCGGGUCAUGAUUGGAUCCUUGGUUGAUUGCGGAGGUUUGAUUCGUUCAACAAUUCGGACAUGAGAAGCCCUUGGCUCAAUAAACUAUCUGUUACUUUAGGCCCUAGACCACCGGCUAGUUGGUUGUUGUUGUGCCUUGUAUGUGUCCUUGCAGUGAUCGCCAUCUUAGGAUCGACGUCUUCCAUUGCAUUUGAUUCCGUAACAAUUACCCCAGUUCCGAACAUUUAUUCGAACUACAGAAGGUUGAAGGAGCAGGCGGCAGUUGAUUAUUUGGAGCUUAGAUCGUUCUCAGUUUCUGCAACUAGGCAGCAAGUGCUUGGUCUUUGUGGCAAAGAAAGAGAACAUUUUGUGCCUUGUUACAAUGUCACUUCAAAUACAUUGGCUGGGUUUAAGGAUGGUGAAGAGUUCGAUAGGCAUUGCGAAAUGUUUAGGCCGAGAGAGCGUUGUUUGGUUCGGCCUCCAAAAGAUUACAAGAUUCCACUAAGAUGGCCGGCUGGGAGGGAUGUUAUAUGGAGCGGAAAUGUGAGGCUAAGCAGGGACCAGUUUCUUUCUUCCGGAAGCAUGACAAAGAGGUUGAUGCUGCUGGAAGAGAAUCAAAUUGCUUUUCACUCUGAGGAUGGAUUGAUCUUUGAUGGAGUGAAAGACUACUCACGCCAGGUUGCCGAAAUGAUAGGUUUAGGAAGUGAUGCUGAGUUUCAUCAAGCUGGUGUACGAACUGUACUGGACAUUGGUUGUGGAUUUGGAAGCUUAGGAGCUCAUCUAGUGUCGCGCAAGGUAAUGCCAAUCUGCAUUGCUGCUUAUGAGGCCACUGGCAGCCAAGUUCAACUAGCACUUGAGAGAGGCCUACCAGCCAUGAUUGGAAAUUUUAUCUCACGACAACUUCCAUAUCCUUCACUGUCGUUUGACAUGGUUCACUGUACUCAGUGUAGUAUUAUCUGGGACGAUAAAGAUGGUAUGUUCCUUAUUGAAAUGGACCGGAUUCUCAAGCCAGGGGGUUACUUUGUUUUAACAUCUCCGGCAAGUAAACCAUCUGGAAGUUCAUCUAGAACAAAGAAAAGAAGCAUGGUGGCGCCAAUUGAAGAAUUCACUGAAAAGAUAUGUUGGAGUCUCAUGGCUCAGCAGGACGAGACUUUCAUCUGGCAGAAAACUGCUGAUGUCAAUUGCUAUAAAUCUCGUAAGUCGGCCUCUCCUCCAAUUUGCAAUGAAGGGAAUGAUAUUCCUCCAUAUUACCAGCCGCUGAUGUCAUGUAUUAGCGGAACCACUAGUCAGCGUUGGAUUCCAAUUCAAAACAGGUCAACCGAGCAGUUAAGCUCAUACGAGCUUCAAGUUCAUGGAGUUCAACAAGAUGAUUUCUCUGAGGACUCCCAGGUGUGGCGAUCGGCUCUUAGAAACUAUUGGUCAUUGCUAACACCGUUAAUUUUCUCCGACCAUCCAAAGAGGCCAGGUGAUGAAGAUCCCUUACCUCCAUUCAACAUGCUAAGAAAUGUUAUGGACAUGAAUGCUCAUUAUGGUGGCUUAAAUGCUGCCUUUCUGGACGAGAAGAAAUCGGUUUGGGUGAUGAAUGUGGUUCCUGUUAGGGCCCGUAAUACUCUUCCCCUCAUUAUCAAUCGAGGUUUCGCUGGUGUUCUACAUGAUUGGUGCGAGCCCUUCCCGACUUAUCCUCGAACAUAUGACUUUCUUCAUGGAUAUGCACUGCUCUCACAUCUUAGUUCAGAAAGAUGUGGUAUGAUGGACGUACUAGUGGAGAUGGAUCGAAUUCUAAGACCCGAGGGAUGGGUUGUUCUAUCAGAUAGUGUGGCUGCCAUCGACAUGGCUCGAGCACUGGCUGCACAGAUACAUUGGGAAGCAAGGGUGGUGGAUCCUCAGAAUGGUAGCGACCAGAGGAUACUGGUUUGCCAAAAGCCAUUUGUCAAGAAAUGAUUCUUCAAGCUUUUCAGUAUUAUUGGAAUCCUUCAUCCUAUUAACUGUACAAUCUUUGUUUUUCCCUGGUAAACUUUUACCUCUCAUCUCUUUGAAACUCAGCUAGCUCUCUGUUAACUCAACUUAUGGCCAUGAAUUUGGGAUUGGCAACACGAACUUCUUACAACACUGUCUUGGGUCUUGAGAGCAGGCAAUUAGCACUGGGAAACUAGUGAGAAUUGGAAGAGGCUGUAGAUUAGCAAGAAGCCUUUAUAUUGCUGGCUGCAGAGAAAGUGAGCUCCAAAGAGCAAAAGCGAAUCAGAUUUUUUUGUUUUGUUUCUUUUUACCAAUUAUUUUGGGUUCAAAGCAUUUGUAGCAUUUAUUCAUCGAUUUUGUUUUGGUUCCCUCUUUUCUUUUUUUUUGGCUAAUUCUUUUGAGUGUCGAUGAUCUCUUUUUUUUUUUUUAAAUUUUCUUUCAAACAAUGAGAAAUUCAAGGAAGAAUUUUUCAUAUCUUUGAUAAUGUACUGAGACGGGAACAGCAGUAAAGUGAAGUUAAGGAA
Linum trigynum is the source of this 4176-nucleotide messenger RNA. NCBI's taxonomy places the organism in Eukaryota, Viridiplantae, Streptophyta, Magnoliopsida, Malpighiales, Linaceae. The record is from the annotation of a GenBank genome assembly.